This is a messenger RNA of Ficedula albicollis (Collared flycatcher), 3923 nucleotides long. RefSeq names its product sphingomyelin synthase 2 (gene SGMS2). The record is from RefSeq and is a predicted model, not a curated record. Gene Ontology annotation, cellular component: endoplasmic reticulum membrane; Golgi membrane. Gene Ontology annotation, biological process: sphingomyelin biosynthetic process; ceramide biosynthetic process. Lineage: Eukaryota; Metazoa; Chordata; Aves; Passeriformes; Muscicapidae. The transcript is spliced from 6 exons. Gene Ontology annotation, molecular function: sphingomyelin synthase activity; ceramide cholinephosphotransferase activity. The coding region runs from base 527 to 1624 and encodes 365 amino acids.
CCCCCGGCCCGGAGCCGCCCUCCCGCGGGAGAGCCCUUCCAGCUGCGGCACUGCUGAGGCAGGAAACCUCUGCGAGAAGUGUCGCCGCCGCCGCCGCCCUUAAAGCCGGUCCCUUUCGCCGGGAAGGAGAAGAGGCUGAGGCUGGGAGAGGAGCGAAUUGCAGGGGAAGGUAGAGAUUGUGGCAAACUUUCUAGCUGCUUCUGCGUGCUGCUACCUCACUGAGUGGGAGUGUCUGCCCAUAAGGAACUGCAGAGCCCAAACCUAGGAGCCCUGAGGCUCCAAAAAAGACUUCGAGCCGCCUUUGGAGAAGGAACUGCCAGCAGUGCAAGCUUUUGCAUACACGGCUGAGUAGAUGAUUCAUCUCUAGAAGAAAGAUUCACAAAUUCCUUUGAAAGCACAAUGGAUGCGUGCUAGAGUUCUGCAGAAGUCAUCUGAGAAAAAGAACACUGGACUUUGAGGAAUAAGAGAGUUCAGAGAGCCCAGAAAUCAGUCACUAAUAAAGCCUCUUUGGCCAUACUGCUUGGAAAUGAAUACCAUUGAGACAGCAAAGCUUGAAGAGCAUAUGGAGGGUCAGCCAAAUGAGACUUCUAAUGGCUACUCACGACCUACUCUCUCGGUCACGGAAGAGAACAAAAAUGGCACUAGCAAACCCAAGGGCUUGUCUAACGGCUUGCGAAAAACAGCUAAGAAAUAUCCCGAUUACAUCCAGAUUGCCAUGCCUGCUGAAUCUAGGAACAAAUUUCCUCUGGAAUGGUGGAAAACAGGCAUUGCCUUUGUUUAUGCUCUCUUCAACUUGAUUUUAACAACUGUCAUGAUCACUGUGGUCCAUGAGAGAGUACCUCCAAAGGAGCUAAGCCCUCCCUUGCCUGACAAAUUUUUUGAUUACAUUGAUCGUGUGAAAUGGGCUUUUUCUGUAUCAGAAAUAAAUGGAAUGAUACUACUCGGAUUAUGGAUAUUCCAGUGGCUGUUUCUUAGAUACAAAUCAAUAGUGGGACGCAGGUUCUUUUUUAUAAUAGGAACUUUGUAUCUGUACCGCUGUAUUACCAUGUAUGUUACCACCUUACCUGUGCCUGGAAUGCAUUUUCAGUGUGCACCAAAGUUGAACGGAGAUGCUCAGGCAAAGAUUCAGAGAAUCCUGAGACUGAUUUCUGGUGGUGGUCUAUCCAUAACUGGAUCACACAUCCUGUGUGGAGACUUCCUGUUUAGUGGACACACUGUAGUAUUAACGCUGGUCUAUCUGUUCAUCAAAGAGUAUUCACCACGUCAUUUCUGGUGGUAUCACUUAAUCUGCUGGCUGAUGAGUGCUGCUGGCAUCAUUUGUAUCCUGGUUGCUCAUGAACACUACACCGUAGAUGUCAUCAUUGCCUACUAUAUCACCACACGGCUCUUCUGGUGGUACCACUCAAUGGCUAAUGAAAAGACUUUAAAGGUGUCCUCACAGACGAAUUUUCUCUCUCGAGCAUGGUGGUAUCCAAUAUUUUAUUUCUUCGAGAAGAAUGUGCAAGGCUCUGUUCCUUGCAGUUUUUCUUGGCCAAUAUCUUGGCCUCCCAGCUGCUUCAAAUCUUCAUGCAAAAAGUAUUCACGGGUUCAGAAGACAGGAGAGGACAAUGAAAAAUCUACCUGAAGAAAAGAAGGAAAGCAUCUACUCUGGUUUUUUCAUUUUUGAUCUUUUUUUUACCAAAACAUUAAUGCUGUAACCAAAGUUCUUAAGAAGACUGUAACUGAAGAAGUGGACCAAGCUUCUGUGCAAUUGAUGGAAAGACUAUUGUAGACGUAUAUUGCAUUUCAGAUGUUUUCCUCUCAUCAGGCUGUAUAGACCUAUUCUACUCUUCAGUGCUAACAAAAUGCACCACUGAUGGGAUUUUUUUAUUAAAGAAAAAUUGCAGCAGGACAUUGCUUUAUUAAUGAGAUAAGAGGUGCCAAAGACCACAGUAACACUUCCAUUACUAUCACUCAUCCACAGAAGCACCCAAAAGUCUCAUCUUCAGAGCUCUGGAGUGCGUAAAGGCAAAAACAUGCUAAAAUGUAAAGGCACGAUAUUGGCAUAUUGAGGUGUAUAAAAAAAUAACACAAUUGUGGGAAGUGGUUUGUUGCAUUAUUCUUGCUAAUGAAGGUAAGGCAUUUGUGUGACUGGUACAGCUAGAAGCGAGUCUGCCUUUUUUACACACUGUGGGUAUGAAUAUCUUAUGACCCUAAAAUACUACUUACCACCAUUAACUCUCGUGUAUUGUACUAUAUACCAAUUUUUACAUUUUUAUUAGUAAUUUUAUAUUUAAACGGUUGCUACCUGAUGAAUUUGCAAAUUAAAAAUAGCUGCUAACAUCAGAGCUCAAAGAGCCUAAAAUUUUAUUUUUAGUAAGGGACACAGUUUCAACAUCUAAACCUUGAAUUGCAGCUGGCCUUGUGUAUAUAGCUAUAUAGUGCCUGUCAGUGUAUAUAGGUGCAUAUAUACACAAAAGCACACACCUUAAACAAAAUUUAGUGGGAAGAGUGAUCACAGAGUUCUUGAUACAGGCAAAAGUUGUACAGCUCUCACCUGUGUGAGGAAUGCAAGGCCAGAUCCAAAAUGGGGCUACAUUUAAAAUAUUUUAAUUUUAAUAGCAAUCUCUUGCUGAAGCUAUGUAGCAUGUUUGCUUGGGAGCCAUAGUUCUCCAUUGAAUUUCUUUUGUCUUUUACCUCUUGACUCGUUUGUGACUUACUUUAAAAAAACAACCAAACGAAAAAGUGCUAAGGUGAAAUAUCUACAACAGCAGCAUUUCGUCAUUUACAAUCUAAAAUAAUUUAAUACUAAGUGACACUGGUAGAACUCAAAUGUAUAUUCCCUUUUUUUCCCAGGGUUUCAGUCCAGCUGAAAUGGCUAUUAAAACAAGUUGGCUGAGAAUGGGGGAAAUUACCAUGGGGUGAACAUGUAACAAAACUACAGAUUAACAGCUACCUGUUUCUUGUUAGUUUAUGUUGUUUUGUAUUGUUGUGGAAGCAAAGUAGAAAAUUAGCACACCAUGUUUCGCCAUUUGUAUUCUGUAUUAAUUUCUGCAGUUAACUCAAUAUUAUUUUCAGAUCUUCACUAAAACCUAAUGAAAAGAUAAAACUGCUUUAAGUGUUGAGGUAAUACUAAUAUAAAUGAAAUGCUGCAUAUUUUAAGAAUGUCUUGAACUGAGUGAAAAGUAUGAACACAAUUUAAAUAAUGACAACUUUUUUAAAAAGUCCAGUUAAAGUUAUAAAAUACAGAGUAUUCAAAUAUAAUCCUUCUCAGUUAUGGGGAUCAUUGCUCUGAGUUGUACAUGAGAAUAUUUUUGAUGUGCAUUAUCAAAAUCCUACAAUAAAAAGUGUUCCUUUCAAUAUAUUUUUCCAAAAAACUUAGUUAAGAAAGAAAUUCUCCUGAUGUCGCUUUUGUUAUUUAAAAAGAGCUUAGUAGACUCUGGCAAUGUGCCCCUGAAGUUGUGUGUGUAUGGACAUACCUAUGCUUUCAUUUGCUUGCUUCUAGCAGACCUUGAACAGCUAAAAAGCCAGUAUCAAAAAACUUUUGAAUCUUUUUCUCUAUCAUAUCAAUGAAUCUGUUCAUCACCCGUCAGUAGAUCUCCCAAGAUAGUUGUUAUAUCAGUACUACUUCACAGAUAACUUAAGCUAAAAUCUAAGCUUUGUCAUACCUUAAAUAUGGUCCUGUUAAUCCACUUGUAGUAAUGCUAUCUUUUAGGAGUUAUGAAUGGGUUUCAUUAGUGGACACUGUGCCUUGAAAACAGCAUGAUGAGAAAAGCAUUAUCUAAGGAGCUUAAGCAGUGGUUUUUAUCUCUUGGCUGAGAAAUAAACAUUUUGAUAGUCUAGUCUAAUCUAAUUGUCUGUAUAACCACCACCCUGCCUCAGUAGGAUAUCUGUUACAGAUCUGCAAAGCAGGCUUUCUUCAUGCAGGUUGAGAUGUUUGGGGU